GGCUAAUCCUCCUUGGGAAAAAAAAAAGAAUAUUGUGAUCAUAUACUUACAGGUAUUCAUGCCAAUAGACAAGAAUAACUUGAAAAUAAAUGUUAUUGGUGAAAUUUGUCCACAAAAGUGAUAUAUAGCCAUCUGUGAGACUUUUAGAUCAAGAAACUUUGGAAGUCAACCAUAAGUCAACAUUUGUAAUAACACCUUGCUUGUAUUCUGGUGUUAGUAAGGUAUAGCCACUAUCCAAUUAAUAGGAAUAAGGAAAAUUUAACCUCCUUCCUUUCUGCUUUACAACUAUCUGCAAAAUGGCAGUGAGUGGAAGGUCCAGUCACAGAGACCAGGACUCAGGAGAUGAUGGAAUAUUUUAAAUGGAAUUAAAAAUAUCAUCACUUAGAAAUACUAUGAUCUUUCCAGAUGGAUCAUUUGCUUACAACCCAAGCUGAAUCAAUGGAAAACAUGAACAAUGUAACAGAAUUCAUCCUGCUGGGUCUGACCCAGAAUCCAGAACUGCAGAAAGUCUUAUUUGCUGUGUUUUUAAUCCUCUACUUGAUCACAUUGUCAGGUAACCUGCUCAUCUCAGUCACCAUCUUCAUCAGCCCAGCCCUGGGCUCACCCAUGUACUUUUUUCUGUCCUGUUUGUCCAUUAUAGAUGGUUUAUACUCUUCUUCCGUAGCACCCAAAAUGAUCUUUGACUUGAUCUCUGAGAAGAGCACCAUAUCCUUGAAUGGCUGCAUGACUCAGCUCUUUGCUGAACAUUUCUUUGCUGGAACUGAGAUCAUCGUGUUAAUUGUCAUGGCCUAUGACCGCUAUGUAGCCAUCUGUAAGCCCUUGCACUAUAUGACCGUCAUGAAGAGACCUGUGUGUGGUUUCCUGGUGGGAAUGGCUGUAGUUUUAGGGUUUCUUCAUGGAGGGAUCCAGAUUUUGUUCAUGAUCCAGUUACCAUUCUGUGGCCCCAAUGUCAUUGACCAUUUUAUGUGUGAUAUAAUACCUCUUCUGGAGCUGGCCUGCACAGACACUCACACUUUGGGGCCUCUGAUUGCUGCCAACAGUGGGUCUCUCUGUUUGAUCAUUUUUUCUAUGCUGGUUAUUUCCUAUGUCCUCAUCCUAUGCUCCCUGAGGACACAUAGCUCUGAAGGGCGUCACAAAGCCCUAUCUACUUGUGCCUCUCAUGUCACUGUUGUCAUCUUAUUCUUUGUACCUUGUUCAUUUCUGUACCUAAGACCCGUGACCUCCUUCCCUGCUGACAAAGCUGUGACUGUGUUUUGCACCAUAGGAACUCCUAUGUUGAACCCUUUGAUCUACACCCUCAGAAAUACAGAAAUGAAAAAUGUCAUGAAGAAACUCUGGGGGCAAAUAAUGAAAACUGGAGCUAAAUAAAUCUUGUGGUUGGAGUAUCUAGGCAAAAAAAAUCUAGUGAUCUUUUAUAGAGAUUUAUCCUCCUCCUUAGUUCGUUAAACUUGGGACAGUCAAUUAUCCUGCCUGGAUCAGUUUCCUUCAGGAGCCCACAUGUUGUGGACAGGGCUGACAUAUCCAUUAUGGCACAGUGGGCACAGUGCGCAGGGCCUAUGAUAGUUUUAGGAGCCCUUGAAAUAUGUCAAUUUCUUUUAAAAUAAGAAUAAAAAAUGAAUGUAACCCAACUUGGAGAACAGUGGUCUUUACACCAAUGCAGCCAUAAAAUAUAAUUUUUAUUACCUUUAUAGAGGAAAGAAUCCAUGAGGACAAAUGUAUGAAAGGCCCACAAAAGGCAUAGCAUUGCCCUGAUUUUGGGUAUGAAACAGAUCAACAGCAAUAUUCUUGAACACUCUUUGUACCCAGCACUACAGUUAGAAUGGAGUUUUAUUUUAAAAGAGGAAAAACAAUUAAAUAUGGAAAAAGUGUAGAACAGUAGGAAAAGAGGCUUCAAAAAGCACUUUUAAUCAAAAUAUACUUCUUAUCUUCCUAAGUUUAAGAGGUUUUUAUAUGUCCUCCCAUAACAAGAAUAAAAAAUUUUUUACUUAUUACAAUCUGAAGAAGAGUGCAUUUGCAUGCUAAGGUGCUUUCAAAAAAUUACAUCUCCACCACUCUCUGUAGCAUACAAUUGUCUACAAAAAGAAUUAGAAUUAGAAUUGGCUGGUGCAAAGGAAACAUAAUUGAGAGUUAAGGCAGAAAGUAUUUGUACAUUAAAGGCUUGUCUUAGACACAAAGGAAAAGAAGACUUUGGAAAC
Molecule: messenger RNA, 2195 nt
Organism: Equus caballus (horse)
Lineage: Eukaryota; Metazoa; Chordata; Mammalia; Perissodactyla; Equidae
Source: RefSeq, a predicted model, not a curated record